AGAGAAGAGAGGUCACAGGUACUUUUGCGCCCUUCUUCAUGCCACGCUGAGACGAGGAGGACCAUGGGGGCGCUCUCCUCCAAGAAGAAGGAGUCGUCCUUCGAGGGGGAGCAAGUUAGCUUCGAUCACUUCCAAGUCCUGCGAGCGAUCGGAAAAGGCAGUUUCGGCAAGGUGUGCAUCGUGCAGAAGCGAGACAGCAAGCAGAUGUUCGCCAUGAAGUACAUGAACAAGACGCAGUGCGAGGCGAGGGACGCUCUGAGCAACGUCUUCAGGGAGAUUGAAAUUCUGGCUUCGCUCAGCCACCCUUUCCUGGUCAACCUCUGGUUCAGCUUCCAAGAUGAGGAGGACAUGUUCAUGGUCGUCGAUCUUCUUCUGGGAGGCGACUUGCGCUACCACGUGCAACAGGGCGUGCAAUACACAGACGAUGCAGUGCGACUCUACAUCCUGGAGGUGGCGGCGGCGCUCCAGUACCUUCACAACAGGAGUAUUAUCCACAGGGACAUCAAGCCUGACAACUUGCUGUUAGAUGAAGAAGGCCACGUGCACCUGACAGACUUCAACAUCGCCACCGUCCUGCGCGAUGACCAGCUCGCGACCUCGAUGUCAGGAACCAAACCAUACAUGGCUCCCGAGGUGUUCGAAUGCGCGGCAGACACCUGCGACGGCUACAGCUUCCCCGUCGAUUGGUGGUCUCUAGGGGUGACAGCCUAUGAAGUUAGACGGGGAAAGCGCCCUUACGACAUCCAUUCCAACACGUCACUCCACGAGAUUCGCCUUAUGUUCCUGCAGAACCCGAAGUUCCCCGUCGACUGCCACCCCGGCCUCGUGCAUCUCAUAUCAAGGCUACUGACCAUAUCACCCGAGAAGAGGAUCAGCAGCAUCGACGAGAUCCUGGCGCUGCCCUACACUUCCGGCGUCUGCGUGGACACCCUCCUGAAGAAGAAGUACAAGCCUCCUUUCACGCCUCCGAAGGACCACCUGAACUGCGACCCGACCUUCGAGCUCGAGGAGAUGAUCAUCGAGUCGCGCCCUCUGCACAAGAAGAAGAAGCGGCUCUCGAAGCAGAAGAGCAUCCGGGAGACGCACACCUCCAUCUCGGGCACCACGGAGGGCGAGGCCGUGGUCUACGAAGGGAUGUUGGUGUUCAAC
Molecule: messenger RNA, 1149 nt
Organism: Penaeus monodon (black tiger shrimp)
Lineage: Eukaryota; Metazoa; Arthropoda; Malacostraca; Decapoda; Penaeidae
Product: serine/threonine-protein kinase 32B-like
Exons: 10
Biological process (GO): regulation of signal transduction; protein phosphorylation; G protein-coupled receptor signaling pathway
Molecular function (GO): ATP binding; G protein-coupled receptor binding; G protein-coupled receptor kinase activity
Source: RefSeq, a predicted model, not a curated record